Molecule: messenger RNA, 350 nt
Organism: Drosophila biarmipes
Lineage: Eukaryota; Metazoa; Arthropoda; Insecta; Diptera; Drosophilidae
Gene: Sfp77F
Exons: 2
Coding region: 10-279 (89 amino acids)
Source: RefSeq, a predicted model, not a curated record
UCCCUCACAAUGAUCCUACACAUCGCUUUGAUGUUCCUACUUUUGCCAUUCAGCAUCGUUAUAUCACAACGAAAAUACAAGCCGAUGCAUUGUGACGAAACCAAUCAUUGCAUAACCAGGCCAUCGCUCUUAGCCUCUUGUGUGCACAAAGAUGACUGCUAUAUUACCAGACCAGUGGGUUUUUGUCACAAAAAGAAUCAGGUCUGUUGUGUGAAGAAACGCGGAUUUAACAUUGAUGAGAAUGAAUUUUUCAACUCCAUGGAGUCGCCAGACAAAUAAAAUGCUAUCUACACGAUGAAAUAUAAGGCAUAAUAAACAGUUGGCUGAAAUAUAAGAAUGCCCAACUCGAA